Messenger RNA from Durusdinium trenchii, 1812 nucleotides. The record is from the annotation of a GenBank genome assembly. NCBI's taxonomy places the organism in Eukaryota, Dinophyceae, Suessiales, Symbiodiniaceae.
UCUGGCAACCCCACCAGCGAGUGAGCACUGUGUGACACUGUGGCGCACGUUGCGCUGCACCAUGCGCUGCCGGGAUGCUGGGACGGAAGAGAGAAGACCUAGCCUCGAAGGGUGGCACCAAGAAGCGGAAGAAGUGGCAGGAAGAGUCCGACGAGGACGAUGAGCCUGAAGCGGCCUCCGUGACAGUAGAGGAGAUGGAAGAGUGGAAGGCAAAGAUGGCAGAAGAAGAGAAGCAAGAAGAGCGUGAGCGAGAAAAACUUGAACGCGAAGCACGAAAGGAGGCCGAGCGGCAAGAGCGAGAACGCCAGAAGCGCAUGGAGGAGGAAGAGCGGGAAAGGAGGGAGCUUGAAGAGCAACUUGAGCGUGAGGAACGGGAGCGGCAAAACGCCCGGCGAGAAGCAGCGGAGAAAGCUGCGCAAGAGAUGAAGAGGGCGUGGGAUCAGCCACCAGCGGAGGCUUCUCCCUCGCCGGUGCGUGUCCCGCGGGUGGUGGCGCCCGUACCACCCGUGCCCGUGGUGGUCACACCACCUGCACCUGUGAUGACUCCCUUGAUGCAGGCUCAAGCUGCGGGUGCCAACAUUGCCGCAGCGCUGAUGGCCUCACAUCCUGCACCAGGAGGUGAGGAGAGCGAUGUGACCAUCCAUGUCCAGGUUCCAGCGCAGCGUGUCAAAGAUCUCCUGGGCGUUCAGGGAAGGAACAUCAAGGCCAUCAAAUCCCAGACGGGCGUUCUGAAGGUGGGUGUCUUGGACCGCAACGACCCCGCCAACGUGGAGAUCGUGGGCACCGCUAAAGCCGUGGAGCACUGUCGCUCCCUGGUGAAGUCAGUGGUUGAAGGGGACCUCACAGCCAUCGGCAACAUCUCUGAGAUGAUGGAUAUUGAUGCGCGCCUGGUCUCUAGACUCAUUGGGCCAAAAGGUCAGCACAUCUCUAGCAUGAAGGAUCAGAGCGGCGCCUAUCUGGCCGUGAAGGAAGUAUCUCCGGGUGUCAACAAGGUGGUGAUCACUGGAUUCCCCGACUGUGUCGCCAGAGGCCGCGAGCUGGUCGUGAACUUUCUGAACCAGGACCACUCGAUGCCCAUGCCAGGUCCUCAUGCAUUCCCACCUCACAUGCCACCAAAUGGGAUGCACCCUUGUGGCUGUGGGCACCAGGCUGAAGAUGGGAUGCUUGGCCGACCGCCAGCCCCAGUACCGAAUUCGGCCGGCUGGGGUCCAGGCAAGGGCUUCGCCAAGGGCCCAAAUGCGUCUCAAGGUUGGCAAAACGAGUGGCCUGAAGGUCAGUGGCAAGGAGAUUGGCCCUCACCCGCAUGGCCUGAUCAAGCCUGGGGUAAAGGCAAAGGCAACUGGACCCCAAUGGGUAACCCGAGCGACUUCGGCAAAGGAGCCGUGCCAGAGCGUCCGGAGCAACGAUGGGACUGGAACAAUGAGGCUGGCUACGAUGGAUGGGCCGCUGGUGGAGAUGCUGGCGCAAAUGUGCCAAGCCCGCCAACGCAAGCCCCGAUGAUGCAAGCCCCGGCGAUGCAAGCCCCAACCCUUGGAGGCUUUGCAGGGGCCUCCCGAGCAUGCGGCGUCGCUGAUGCCUCUUGGGAUGAGCAUCAACAAGGUUGGUCGCAAGAGUGGGAUCCUUCUUGGCAGCAAAGGUGGCAGGGCUGUGGUUCAUUUGGUGGCUGUCCUUGCCAAGGAUCGCCUCAGAACGGACCGGGCCAGGCCUGGGCUGCUUGAGCGCCUCGGUGAGCGCAGCAGCGGUGCUUCUGCUUCGCUACAGCUGAUUGCAGCUGUGCCUGGCGGGGAAAAAGAAGUCUCUGUGUGGAGCAUG